Messenger RNA from Haemonchus placei, 6828 nucleotides. The record is from the annotation of a GenBank genome assembly. Lineage: Eukaryota; Metazoa; Nematoda; Chromadorea; Rhabditida; Trichostrongylidae.
UUGUUUCGUGGUGAAUUCCUCACUAGGCACGAAGUGCUACUGAUAACUUCCUUCGAUUCUGUCAACAGGACGUUUUAUGCAUAUACUGAACAUGAUGUUUGGAAACUUUAUCUUCGCAGUUACCUUGUACUUUCACCUUUAAUGUUCAGAUAUAAACGAAUAUUUUCAAUCGGAACAUUGGCCAUAACAACAUACAACCCUCAGACACUAGAAAUCACAAAUCAGUGGCAAUAUGAAGAUUUUAUCGCGAUUAAACCGUCUCCAAGAAACGCGAGUAGCGAUAGCAAGCAGGAUGAAUUUGUCAUUCAUGUUAGGCAUAAAGGAAAAAGGGAUACAAUGCGGUUUUCGUCAGACUACACCGCUCACAUUAUUUCUGAGUGUCUUCAGUUUAACAGCAAGUUUUCGGAGCGGAACAUGGAGCCGGUUGCAGUGAAUGCGUACAAACAUAGUUGGGCAGAUCGCCGGCUACCUGUUAUACUACGUGCCAAUGCAGCGGCCAUAGAACAAGUGGAUAGUAGGGGUGUUGUUAUUCAAACAUAUCCUUAUCGAAGAAUACGCAAAAUUUUGAAGGUAUCCGAUUGUCCCGGAGGCUUUAUAAUCGAUGUUGGUGAUCACCAUCGUAGACAUCUGUUUGCUUCAACGAGUUGUGACGAUUUUCUAAAAGACGUGCGGCGGAUAGCUGCUGAUCAUAUAGGCGUUAUCGUGCCCAUUACAAAAGAAGCUGCUACUCUUGAUGAGUUUGCACUUACGAGGCUCGGCCUUUGCAGUCGGGAUGACCACAUAACGUCCUAUGCAGAGUUCAAGGUGCAGAAGCAUACUAGACGGCAUGAGCAACCCGUUCGUCGCCUGCUUUGUCUCACCGAGACCUGUAUUGUCGAGCGUGAUCCGGCUUCUUAUGCGGUAGUAUGCGCUACACCACUUGAACAAAUUGUAUGUUUGGUUCGUUCGGAAAAAGAUCCACAGCAGUUCGUUAUUGAGUACACGAGUGGUGAUGGACGUGUAUAUUCAGCCGCAGAGAGGGAUCUUAUAAUCGCUUCAAUGGUCGAUGGAGCUCGUGCUGCCGGAAAUGAACAGGUUUUCGUCACUAGCCACCGCUUUGAUAACGCUUUGCGGUUAUUACCUCAUGGGAUAAUAUUGGACGAAGACGGUGAAUCACAAUGCAUGAGACACGUGAUUGCUCCUCCUCCUGGACUGAAGAGAUCUGAUCUCAUAAGACGGUUCAAUGCCAAUAUACCAUAUACGGGAUUAACAUAUUCUGUAUCUCAAGAGGGAUUUUUCACCGAAAAUAAAGGAAAAAUCAUCGUUGGUGCAUUAGAAGCUGUUCUAGGAGAAUGCUACGAUAAGGAAGACCCCAACUACGUGUACAAAUGUGAAGCACAACUGCAAUGUCUGCGACGAUUAUUUGCGUCGAAGAGCGGCUUUCAAGCUUUCACAGAGGUUGCUGGAGUUCGCGAAAAGCUGGGCACGUUGGUGAUACGUGUACUUUCGUACAAAAACGAGGCCAUUGAUUAUGCAACGGUAGAGGCGCUGUGUGCUCUGAUGCAUCCUAUGCAUAAUCAGUACGAGCUCCGUACAGAACAGUUGAACAAGCAGAGUCUACUUAGCAGUACGAAAUUUGUGGAGCAUUUGCUGGACCUCAUAGUCAAUCAUGUUGAACGCGGCACAGGAUGGCUUGUAAUAGCUGCAAUGCUCGAUUUCUUGACCUAUGCGGUAUGCGCACCGUAUAGCGAGACGACAGCUGGUGAACAGUUCGAUCAGAUACUGAAGUUAGUAGCAGCCCGAGGUCAAAGUUUCUAUCGCCUCUUCCAAUGUCCCAGCAUGACGAUUGUAAAAGGUGCUGGAAUGGUGAUGCGAGCUAUUAUCGAAGAAUCGGAUGUGGAAACAUCAAAAGCAAUGCAGAUGUUAGCAUUGACAGAAGGCGCGUUCCUGACACAUUUAAGAUUGGCUCUUCUUACAACAGGAAAAGACUUGGAGGUUCUCACAAAUAAACAACUGAGUGGUCACUUGAUUGGUCUAUGGAUUGCAGACAACCGUCCGGCGAAUGACCUUCUCAGUAGAUGUCUUCCUCGUGGUCUUUUGGACUUUUUGGAUUCUAACGAUGUCGUGCCAGUAAAGGAACAGGACUUGUUGAUCCCUAGAAAUAAUCUGGAAGCAGCGACAAACGAGCUGCGGCAGAGUGCAUUGAAGGAGAAACUGGAAAGUUUUAGGGUGACAGCUGAAGCUGGCCUUGAACGAUUCAUUCAGCACUGGGAUCUCGAGCAAAAGUUGAAUUUCUUGCCUAAGAAGACCGAUGAUAAGCAGCGUCAACGGCCAGUGGUUCUACGAAAGAGGCGACAACGUGUUAGAAACUCGGUUAAUUGGAAGCUCUUCGCUUAUCAGUUUGGAAGAGAUCAUUCACAAGCCGAUCUGCUGUGGAAUGAGAAGACUAGAGAGGAGUUCAGGUUAUCCAUAGAAGGCGAACUUCGAGCACUUUUGAAUGAAAAGGAACAAGCACCGACAGAUAUGCCGAUUUCGUGGAAUCAUACGGAAUUCCAGACUCGCUACCCUUCACUGCAGGACGAAGUAAAGAUUGGUGAUUACUACCUCCGUCUUUUACUCCAGGAAGCGGAUGAAUCGGCUACGCCUAUUCAUAAUCCGACCGAAUUCUUCAACAACGUCUAUCAUCGCUUCCUAUUAUCGUCAAGAAGUGAAAUGAGGUGUUUGUGUCUGCGUGCAAUGGCUGUCACCUAUGGUCGCCACCACAUGACAAUAGGGCCGUUUGAAGAUGCUCGACACUUUGUCAGCAUGCUCGCCAAAUGUACUAACGCGGCAGAGAGGGACCAUUUUAUUUUGCUACUUUCAAAGUUGGUUCUGAACAAAGAUAAUGUACGUGAGCUGAUUGGUUCUUCUCUUCUUCCAAUUCUUGUCGAUCUAGCUGUACUGGCUCAUCUUCAUGUGCAACGUGCCAAAGUCCAGAAUCAGUCAAAUGUGAUAGAAGCAAGUGCGGAUCAGCUGUCAGAAGGAAACUCCGCUGAGUGGUACUACGCAACCACUGAUAACAACAAGGAACGACUUGGGCCUUUUUCGUUUGAGAAGAUGAAAGCAUUGUAUGCAGAGAAGAAGAUAUUUGAGAAGACUGCGGUGUGGGCGGCUGGUAUGGAAAAGUGGGAACCCCUGAGUAAAGUCCCUCAGUUUCGAUGGACUGUUUGCCUUGGGCAUCAGCAGAUGGGUACGCCUUUGUACAACUUCACCCAGCUGUGUGCCUUGUGCUUGGAUAUUAUGAUCCAGAUGUGCGAGUUCUUUCCAUCCAGGGAUGAUAACAACAGUGUCGUGCGCCCCAUGCCACAGGUGAAGAAAAGUCUCACGGAGCCAGUAUUGCUUUAUCAAGUUGUUCAGUUAUUGCUCACCUAUGAUCCAAGCAUUGUGCAACGGGUCGCUACUCUAGUGCACUUAGUUAUGCAGGACAAUCCAUUUCUUCCUCGAUUGUACUUAUCUGGCGUAUUCUUCUUUAUACUUAUGUACAAUGGCUCUAAUGUUCUACCUAUUGCUAGGUUUUUACAUUAUACGCACAAAAAGCAAGCUUUCCGUACUGCAUUGCCUCAAUUGGAAGGGACCUCACAAUCUAUUCUUGCCCCGUUGCUACCAGCUGCAGCCAUUUUUUACCUGGAUGAGUAUGGACCGGACAAAUACGCAGAGGUUUUCUUGGGAGAGUUUGAUAAUCCUGAGAUCAUAUGGAGCACGCAAAUGAGGCGGCAUCUCAUCGAACGCAUUGCCAUACACGUUUCCGACUUUUCCAAUCGGCUCACGUCCAAUGUGAAGGCUUUGUACCAGUACUGUCCAAUCCCGCUAAUUGACUACCCUGAGUUAAAGAACGAACUGUUUUGUUACGUAUACUACUUGCGCCAUCUUUGUGAUCGACAACGAUUCCCUGAUUGGGAAAUUAGAGAUCCGAUUCCUUUCCUGCGUGCCUGUUUAGCUGCAUGGUUUGAGGAGUUAGAGAAGAAGCCGCCAGUGAUGUCUAUUGAGCAAGCACGAGAAACUCUCGGUCUCAACACAAUGGAAGAUGGAUGGCAAGAUACGUCAGUGAUUCGUCGUGCGUACUUCAAACUGGCAGCACGAUACCAUCCUGACAAAAAUCCAGAAGGUCGUGAGAUGUUUGAGCGAAUCAACACAGCGUAUGAGUUAUUAUCAAGUGACGCUGGACGGUCGUCAAUGCCUGAUCCACAUCGUAUUGUGCUAUUCCUUCAAGCGCAAAGUAUCAUUUAUAGUCGCCAUUCUCAAGAACUCUCCGCAUACAAAUACGCUGGUUAUGGUCAGCUGAUCAGGACCAUUGACCUGGAGGCAAAGAACACUGCUCUGUUCCAAGAGGGUGGUGGUGCCCUAUUGAGUGCAGCUGUCGAACUGGCCAACCAUACUCUGAUGAGCAGCGCUCUGAAUGCGGAACAACUGCGCAGAGAACAAGGUUUAGAGGCUCUUCAAGUCGCAUUCGAUCGCUGUGUGCCUGUGAUCACAGAGAGCUCUACGCCGACAGAUAUGGCUGUUCAAGUGUGUGAACAUAUCUGUAACUGUUUCGCUACAGCCGCUAGCUUUGAGGCUUGUCGUCAACGUAUUGCAGAGAUGCCCACUGUAUUUGGCAACAUAUGCCGGUUGUUGCAGUUCCCGCAUCUGCCUCGCUUGUCGUCGGCUGCUGCUCAGUGCGUCUGUUCGAUGGCUGUGGAUACCCUGCUUCAGACACAAUUGUUCCAGCAAGGGGUUCUGUGGCAACUUGUCCCGCAUCUUUUCCAUUACGAUUUCACUCUCGAUGAGGGCGGUGUUUCACACAGUGAAGAGUCGAACAAGCAAGCGAUGGCAAAUAGGCUUGCUCGAGUUAGCUGUGAGGCGCUCGCCUGCUUGGCUGGGUUUAGAGAAGCCACUCCUGAUAAUGAUGGUGUGCAGAACAGUUUGCGAGCGCUCCUGACGCCAUACGUUUGUCGAUGUAUGAGAACGGAGAGUAAUGAUAUGGUAUUGAAAACAUUGAACUGCAAUACUGAGGACCCAUACCUCAUCUGGGAUAAUGGCACACGUGCCGAGGUGUUGGAGUUUGUCGAACGGCAUCGCACUUCAAGAGAACAGACGAGUGAACUAUUUGGCGCUGAGUUCCAACUGUCGAUACACGCGAAAGAACUGAUUGUGGGCGAUAUAUUUGUGCGCAUCUACAAUGAACAACCUACGUUUGUUCUUCAUGAGCCGAAAAAAGUGGCUAUGGAUUUGUUGGAUUUUAUGGGACGCCAUGCACCAGAGCUCACCGGUCAACUGAAAAAGCCAGCAAAUGGUGAUUUGAUAGAAAUCGACUGGUCCUGUACGAACGCCAAUAAAAUGUCCACUGAUGAAAAGGUGGUAAUGUGCACGGAAGCGUUGGCGAAUUUGAUUUCGGCUAAUCCCGGGGUGGAAAUUCUGCUGAUCGGCCACUUCAAUCUGAUCAUUGCUUACCUUCGAGCGCGGCUCCACCCUAAUAUCCAAUUGGCUACUCUUAAGUUGUUGUCCUUGGCAGUGGCAAAUAGAGAAUGCGUACAGGACUUAUCAAAUCUUCACGUCUGCUCAUCGCUGUUCAUUCUUAUGCGGGAUAGGAGAGAAGCUCGCACUCUUAUCCUUAACACUCUGAUAGCACUCUCAUCAAAUGGUCAAAUCGUAAAAGAGAUGCUAGACUACGGUGGUUUACUGUACAUAUUGUCGGUUUUGUGCUCAUCUGAGAGCGAUCCUGGUGAACGGUUGCUGGCCGCUGAAUUGCUAACGAAACUUCAGUCAGACAAGUUGACCGGUCCUCGUUGGACUCGUUUCAUUACGAAGUAUCUACCGCCUAUCUUUGCCGACGCACUGCGAGAUUCUCCAAACACGGCGAUCACGAUGUUCGAUUCGACCAAUGAAAAUCCGGAGCUAAUUUGGAAUGAGACGACUCGUGUCAAAGUCCGGCAAAUUAUUGAGCGGGGCGCAGACGAACUAUAUCGAUUACAGUCUAGUAACCCUGAGCACAAAUGGGAUACUGGAUCGUUGACCGACAAUACUUGUGCCUAUGCCGAUUCGGUCACGGGCGAGUUGGUCGUAGGUGGCGUUUUUGUGCGGCUAUACGUUGCAAAUCCAGCAUGGGCUGUACGGCACCCGCGACAAUUUGCUACAGAAUUAAUUGAAAAAGUUUUGGAGCUCAUGAACAAGCCAAGUGCAGACUUGACUCUUGUCACGACCGCUUUCAUUGAACUACUACGGAAUUUCCCUAAUACUGCUGAUCAGUUACCCGCGCAAGGAUAUCUUCCCCAGUUCAGUAAGGCGAUGUCAGCUCGAGAUCCCCAAACUUCUCGUUCGGCUAUUCUGAUUCUUCAGCAACUGGCCGAGAAUCACUAUUGUGCUGAUGCUCUUUCACGAAUCAAUUGUAUCGAAGGAAUCAUGACAUCGAUGAAGAAUCAGCCAACGUUGAUGCACGAAUCUGCUCAUGCGUUGAAAUGUCUCAUGCGAAGGAACAACGGCGAUCUGGCGGCACAGAUGUUAUCGACGAAAAUGGUUGACUAUCUUCUUGAAGUGCUUGGUGGGGACUUGCCAGGUGUUUCGAACUCUCCAGCAGCUCGUGCAGAGAUUGUUGACGCUCUCAAAAGUGCAUGUUUGGAUCUGCAAGUAGGCGAGAAGAUCUCAGAAAUCCUGAACCGUUCACCAAUUUGGGCACAGUAUCGGGAUCAGCGCCACGAUCUAUUCCUACCUGCUCAACGGACACAGGCGAUCACCGGUACGUCUACUGGUGUUGCUGGUUACCUCACUGAAGGCAUGUUCAGCCCACCUCCUUUGCAUACUCAACCACCACCAAUGGAAAGGAGUGGCUUAUAG